This is a messenger RNA of Solanum verrucosum, 1437 nucleotides long. RefSeq names its product mitochondrial adenine nucleotide transporter ADNT1-like. NCBI's taxonomy places the organism in Eukaryota, Viridiplantae, Streptophyta, Magnoliopsida, Solanales, Solanaceae. The coding region runs from base 153 to 1226 and encodes 357 amino acids. The transcript has 8 exons. The record is from RefSeq and is a predicted model, not a curated record. Gene Ontology annotation, biological process: transmembrane transport.
UUCUAUUUAUUUUUUUGUAUUUGCCCAUUUCUCAAGGAAAGCACCAAUAAAAUCCAGUGCUCCCCUUCCCUCCUCUUUCGAUCGCCGGCGAACACUGACGAGCACUGAGACUAGUUUUUCUCUAGGGUUCCGGCGAGUUGUAGGUUUUUUGAAUGGCGUCGGAGGAUGUGGUAGGUAAGAGAAGCGAAAGUGCUGUUACUACAAUCGUCAAUCUGGCUGAAGAAGCUAAAAUGGCGAGCGAAGGUGUUAAAGCUCCGAGUCAUGCUGCUAUUUUCAGUGUAUGCAAGUCUCUCGCUGCUGGUGGAAUCGCCGGUGGAGUGUCACGCACUGCAGUUGCUCCAUUGGAAAGGCUUAAAAUUCUGCUCCAGGUUCAGAAUUCUCACAGUAUAAAAUACAAUGGCACAGUUCAGGGGUUGAAAUAUAUAUGGAGAACUGAGGGUCUCCGGGGAAUGUUCAAAGGAAAUGGAACUAAUUGUGCCCGCAUUGUUCCAAACUCUGCCGUCAAGUUCUUCAGCUAUGAGGAAGCAUCCAAGGGAAUCUUAUGGUUUUACCGGCAGCAAACUGGAAACGAGGAUGCUGAACUUACUCCUCUUCUACGCCUUGGUGCUGGAGCAUGUGCAGGCAUCAUUGCCAUGUCAGCAACCUACCCAAUGGACUUGGUACGAGGUCGAAUUACUGUCCAGACAGAUAAAUCUCCUAGCCAGUACAGAGGGAUAUUUCAUGCACUUAGAACAGUUUUUGUUGAAGAAGGCCCACGUGCCCUGUACAAAGGAUGGCUCCCUUCUGUGAUAGGUGUGAUUCCUUAUGUAGGUUUAAACUUUGCUGUGUAUGAAUCUUUAAAAGAUUGGUUGGUCAAAACUCGACCAUUCGGACUAGCUCAAGACACUGAAUUGAGUGUUAUGACAAAGCUUGGUUGUGGUGCUGUUGCUGGAACCAUUGGGCAAACGGUUGCUUACCCUCUUGAUGUCAUUCGUCGAAGAAUGCAGAUGGGCGGCUGGAAAAAUGCUGCUUCAGUUGUUAUUGGUGAUGGGAAGAGCAACACACCUAUAGAGUAUAGUGGUAUGAUAGAUGCGUUCAGGAAAACAGUUCGUCAUGAGGGAGUUGGAGCUUUAUAUAAGGGUUUGGUCCCAAAUUCAGUCAAGGUGGUCCCUUCUAUAGCAAUUGCAUUUGUGACAUAUGAGGUGAUAAAAGACAUUCUUGGUGUGGAAAUGAGGAUAUCUGAUUGAAUUGUUUGAGGAAGCUCAGGUUAUUUUCUGUACUUAGAUGUUAAUUUACUCGGAGCAGUGAGGAAGUUAUUUAUUGGUAAGUGUUAUCUUGUUGACUUGGAAAGGGAGAGAUCCUGAGCAGCGUUUUGUAUUUUAUUGGAGAGAUAUAUUAACAAUAAAGAGUGGUUCAGAAGUAGCAGUAGGUGCACUUCACCUUAUAGGAAUCAAAAUU